Molecule: messenger RNA, 1580 nt
Organism: Telopea speciosissima
Lineage: Eukaryota; Viridiplantae; Streptophyta; Magnoliopsida; Proteales; Proteaceae
Product: ATP-citrate synthase alpha chain protein 2
Exons: 12
Coding region: 244-1509 (421 amino acids)
Biological process (GO): tricarboxylic acid cycle; succinyl-CoA metabolic process
Cellular component (GO): succinate-CoA ligase complex
Molecular function (GO): succinate-CoA ligase (ADP-forming) activity
Source: RefSeq, a predicted model, not a curated record
AAGUUCACCAACCCACCCCUCUCUACCUUUCUAUCUCUUCCUCCACCCCCUCGUUCAGCGCCGGAGUUUGGUGAGCCUAAUCGUCUCUCAAUUGCCACUUCCCAAAUCAGCAAAUCAGCCUUCUUUUUUAAUUCUCCCCAGACCUCCUUACCUCCGCCUUCUCACUUCCUAUAUUCAGAUUCCGUGAGAGAAUCAGAAUUCGGAUUGAAAUUGAGGGGAAUUGAGGGGAAUUGAGUGUCAGUCAUGGCGAGGAAGAAGAUUAGAGAGUACGAUUCGAAGAGGAUUCUCAAGGAGCACUUGAAGAAACUUGCUGGGAUCCAGCUCGAGAUCUGUUCUGCUCAGGUGACGGAAUCCACAGACUUCGCUGAGCUAACGAACAAAGAGCCAUGGCUUUCGUCCACAAGAUUAGUUGUGAAGCCUGACAUGUUGUUCGGGAAGCGUGGAAAGAGUGGUCUGGUAGCUCUGAAUUUAGAUAUGGCCCAAGUUGCAUGUUUCGUGAAAGAACGCCUUGGCGUGGAGGUUGAGAUGGGCGGAUGCAAGGCUCCAAUAACCACAUUCAUUGUUGAACCAUUUGUUCCCCAUGAGCAAGAAUAUUACCUCUCUAUUGUAUCUGAGAGGCUUGGCUGCACCAUUAGCUUCUCAGAGUGUGGUGGUAUUGAAAUUGAGGAAAACUGGGACAAGGUUAAGACAAUAUUCCUCCCCUCUGAGAAGCCUAUGACAUCUGAGGCAUGUGCUCCACUAAUAGCCACACUUCCCUUGGAGGUGCGAGGGAAAAUUGGAGACUUUAUAAAGGGUGUAUUUGCUGUCUUUCAAGAUCUGGACUUCUCUUUCCUAGAGAUGAAUCCCUUCACAUUGGUGAAUGGGGAGCCAUACCCAUUGGAUAUGAGAGGAGAAUUGGAUGAUACUGCUGCCUUUAAGAACUUUAAAAAGUGGGGAAACAUAGAGUUCCCAUUGCCUUUUGGUAGAGUUCUGAGCCCUACAGAAAGCUUUAUUCAUUCAUUGGAUGAAAAGACAAGUGCAUCCUUGAAGUUCACUGUUUUGAACCCUAAGGGGCGUAUUUGGACUAUGGUAGCCGGUGGUGGAGCAAGUGUUAUUUAUGCUGACACUGUUGGAGACUUGGGUUAUGCAUCAGAGCUUGGCAACUAUGCAGAGUAUAGUGGAGCUCCAAAUGAGGAGGAGGUAUUACAGUAUGCCAGAGUUGUUAUCGAUUGUGCGACUGCAGACCCUGAUGGUCGUAAGAGAGCCCUUCUUAUCGGAGGUGGCAUAGCUAACUUCACUGAUGUGGCUGCUACUUUCAAUGGUAUCAUUCGGGCCCUUCGGGAGAAGGAAUCCAAGCUGAAAGCAGCAAGAAUGCACAUCUAUGUUCGAAGAGGAGGUCCAAACUAUGAGACUGGUUUAGUGAAAAUGCGAGCCCUGGGUGAGGAACUCGGGGUUCCCCUUGAGGUUUAUGGCCCGGAGGCCACAAUGACUGGAAUUUGCAAGCAAGCAAUCAACUGCAUCAUGUCAUAAAUCUCAUUCCCUGUUCAGUGACCUUUGAACAAUGUUUGUCAACCAAGUAAUCUCAAGGCUUGGUUUUAAAA